Plenodomus lingam JN3 is the source of this 162-nucleotide messenger RNA. The record is from RefSeq and is a predicted model, not a curated record. NCBI's taxonomy places the organism in Eukaryota, Fungi, Ascomycota, Dothideomycetes, Pleosporales, Leptosphaeriaceae.
AUGCCUGUGAACGUUGUCGCCGACGCAAGAUCAGAUGCGAUGGAGAAACACCAUGCGCUACGUGUAAACGAUUCACAUUGCAAUGUGUGCGAACACAAAAGCCACGAGAGGUGGUGGCCUCGUCAGUGCACACCCGUGUCGCGACAACGCGCCGUCACGUGA